AUGACGUUUUGGCCAUGCCCGUUGUGCACGUUUUUUGCACCGAAAUUGAUAAGAGUCGUCAAUCAUGUCGCAGAAAUGCAUGGCUCCGAGCCUAACAUCACAAUACUCUGUGGCGUAGAUGGCUGCUGCCAUACGUUCAAGGUCGUGAACUCUUAUCGCCGUCACCUUUACCGAAAUCACCGUGAGCACAUAGAGCCGCCCCGUAGUGGCAUCUCUGAUCCCAAUGCCGUCGGAAGUGCGGGACCCGAUAGUGGCGUCUCUGAUCUCGAUGCCGUCGGAAGCGCGGGACCCAGUUGUGGCGUCCCUGAUCCCGAUGCCAUCGGAAGCGCGGGACCCCACGGAAACCUGCCUGAUGGAGGACAGGAAUUUUCAAACUACGAUGAUGAAGCCUGGACUACUCCCGUUUCACAAGGGGAAACGCCUGCCGAAACAUUUUAUGAUUUUGUUCAGAGCCUACAAGACAGCAUUUGCAGCUUCUUUUUCCAACUCGCGGAAAAGCAUAAGGUACCACACAGUACCUGCGACAAAAUCUUCGGGGAUUUUCAGUGCCUACUCGAGGUCAUCCUGAACAAACACGCACAACAGGUGCAACAAGCCACCUCUUUCGCCGACGGCUCCACAGACAGCCAUUGUCCAUUUGGGGAGGACUUCCCACGCUGUCUUUUUGACAAAGUACGCAGUAGGUACCAGGGAGAAAAAUAUGCAAGAACAAACUUCUUGUAUGUGAAGCCUGAAGAGCAUCUGUUGCCAAGCCCACAGAGUUCUCCAUUCCAGCACAUCCCCAUUGGGAAAGUUAUCCAGAAAGUUUUCGAAGUUCCAGAGUUGGCAAGGGAACUCCUGCAACCAAGAGAACAGGUGGGGACCGCACCGGAAGUCCUAAGAUGUUUUCGUGACGGCACGGCAUCCAGACAAGUGGCAGCGAGUGCCAGCUCCAGUCAACCCACGCACAAUCUGAACCUCUUGUUGUACACAGAUGAAUUGGGGAUUACCAACCCCUUGGGGGCCAACCAAAAGCAGCACAAGUUGCUUGUUGUGUAUUUCUCCUUCCUUGACCUGCACCCAAGGUACCGUGCGACUCUGAAGCACAUACAUCUGACACUGAUGGCCAAGUACAAGGAUACAGAGGCUGAUGGACUGGAGAACGUGUUACAACCUCUGCUGCAAGACCUGGCCGAGCUCAAGAGCAAUGGUCUUCAAGUUCGGCGUGGUGAAGGCACCAUGAAAGUGAAGGCCACGGUUGCCGCAGUGUGCGGCGACAAUCUUUCGCUGAACAAGCUUGGAGGCUUUUCCUGCUGCUUCAGCAGUGGCAGGGUGUGUCGCUUCUGCAUGGCAACUAAAGCCAGGCUGGCAGAGCUCACGAGAGAAGAACUCUGUGUGAUAAGGAGUGCAAAUCGACACAGCAUACACUUAUCGGCAAUUGCUAUCAACCCAUCGUUGAAAAAGCAAUACGGAGUAACCGGGCCCUCUCCAAUGCUGUCCUUGGAAGACUUCGACGUGACAAAACAACUCAUGCCAGACAUAAUGCACGACAUGUUUGAAGGAGGAUUUGCAGUUGUUCUCCAUUAUGUUCUUCAAGGGCUCAUCCAAGAGGGCACCCUUGCAUUGUCAGACUUGGAGAAGGUAGCCAAGUUCAAAUUUGGCUUCAACGACCGAAAGAACAAACCUGAGCCUCUAAGUGUCAACUUCACCAAGGACCACCGUGCCUUGAGAGGCACAGCUUCGCAAAAGUGGUGCUUGUUUAGGCUGCUCCCACUGAUGAUGGCCUCUAGCAUCCCAGAAGGCAAUGCGCAUUGGGAGCUCUACCUAAAGUACCGGGAGAUCACAGACAUGAUUCUUGCUCCUGAGGUUCCCACUGACUUCCUGCCAUACCUAGAAGACAGAAUUCAAGGUUUUCUAAAGGACUUCAUUGAGACAUACCCAUCAGCCAGUGUGCCCCCCAAGCUGCACUAUCUUGUCCACUAUCCCCGCAUCAUCCGAGAGUAUGGGCCCCUGCAACAGUACUGGUGCAUGCGCUUUGAGGCAAAGCACCAGUACUUCAAAGGUCUGGCAUUGAAAACCAAAAAUUUCUUGAACAUCACCAAGACCUUGUCUACACGACACCAACUCCUGCAGAGUUACGAGCUCCAUACCUUUGUCCUUGACAAACCUGUUUAUGCCACAGGUCUCAAGGUGGUAGCCCCCGCAGAACUCAACCAGUGCGCAGAGAGCCUGGCAUUUGAUGGCCUGCAGGUCUGGGAAGCCAAGUCCAUCGAGACAAGCACGGGAGUUUACCGAACUAACGAUGUCCUUCUCAUGAACAAGACAACGUCACUGAGCUUUGCUAAAGUUAGCACAGUGUACAUGGUGAAUCGUGAAGUGUUCCUUCUGCUCAAUGAGCUGCGAGUGGAGAGAUUCCGCAGACACAGGUGCAGCUAUAGAGUGCAGAACACCGACAACUUCUACCUCAAGCAGCCUGGUGAAGAGGCCUGCUUCCAACGGUUGGACCUCUACAACGAGGGAGAGCUUGUGCCAAAGUGGGACAGCUUCUAUUAUCCUUAA
Ixodes scapularis (black-legged tick) is the source of this 2538-nucleotide messenger RNA. RefSeq lists its product as uncharacterized. NCBI's taxonomy places the organism in Eukaryota, Metazoa, Arthropoda, Arachnida, Ixodida, Ixodidae. The transcript has a single exon. The coding region runs from base 1 to 2538 and encodes 845 amino acids. The record is from RefSeq and is a predicted model, not a curated record.